AUGAGCUAUGAAUUUGCUGCCGUUCUUCGUGAUAACACCAUGCUUGCACUUUAUGCAAUUGGAAGUGGUAAUCACGAUGUAGUUACACAAGAAAUUUUGAAAGGAAUUGAUCCUGGAGAAAAAAAUAUCACUUGUGAAAGAGGGCAAAAGCGAUAUUAUGUACUCCAUGAAGUCACUGGAUUAAAUUUUAUCGUUGGAACUGACAAUUAUGUUUCGUCUAAUGACGCUUUUACAUUUUUACAGAAUUUAGAACGAAAAUUUAUCCUUCAGUACGCAAAGCAAUGGAAAACUGCGCAUAUUUAUCAAAUGCAACAAGAAUUUUCUCCGCAAAUCAAAAAUAUGAUCGAUUCUAAAGCAUUAAUAAAAAUUGAACAGAUUAAAGAAAAUUUAGAAGAAACUCAAGUUUUCAUGAAUCAUACUUUUGAACAGGCAUUACUACGUGAAUCAAAACUCAGUGAAUUAGAAGAUCGCUCAACUAGAUUAGCAAAUGGUGCUUCUGAGUUUGAAAGAAAUGCUGGAAGAAUCAGAAGAAGAAUGUGGUUCGAACAUUACAAGUAUUAUAUUGUUGGAUUUUGCAUUAUUGCUGGAGCAAUUUUUCUCGCAAUAAUCGCUGUGUGUGGUGGCUUUAGUUUUAGCGAAUGCAAAUCUAAACCUAAGCCUACACCUACACCAUCAAUAUCUCCAACACCUUUACCAAAAUAA
Trichomonas vaginalis G3 is the source of this 702-nucleotide messenger RNA. RefSeq names its product SNAP receptor protein. NCBI's taxonomy places the organism in Eukaryota, Parabasalia, Trichomonadida, Trichomonadidae. The transcript has a single exon. Bases 1 to 702 code for a protein of 233 amino acids. The record is from RefSeq and is a predicted model, not a curated record.